UCUUCUGUGCCAUCAUACAAUAACAGUGCUCUAAAAGCCCAUUCUCACCAUAGCAACCUCAGAUGAACAUAAAACACUUGAUGAACAAUAUCAGAUGGGGUGGAAAGACCGGACUUACAUGUUAUGUCACCCUGAGAAAUCUGUUCAACAGCACACUGGAGAGAAGCAAGACGUCAUGCAGUAACUGGCACUCACAGGCUAUCCUCGUGCCAUGGCCCACGCAGGCCCAGAGAUGCAUUGGAGAUGGUUGGAGCUCCAUGACUCUGUGUCUAUGGGGUCUGUGGAGAGGAAGGUCCGGACAGCUGCAGGAACAAGACAGUGGAGGAUUCACCGUCGACCCAAACCCAGGCACACUCUCUUGGAUGAGCGGAGGCUGCACUAUGCUGCUUGGGAGGGUUGUCUGGAGCAAGUCAGGGCCUUGAUGGAACGUGGGGUGCCUGCUAACUGCCAGGACCCGUAUGGUUGGACAGCUGUCCACCACGCCUCUUUCAAGGGUCAUCUCAUGCUGAUCAAGUUCCUGUUGCAAACCGGCCAGGUGGAGGUAAACAGCCAAGACUUCUUUAACUGCACUCCCCUGCACCGCUCUUGCAGCGGAGGGAACCUCGAGACCACAGCCUUUCUCCUCCAGAAGGGGGCAUCACAUUCAGCAAGGUCCUGCUCUGGCCAGACACCCCUUCACCUGGCUGCAGCCAGUGGACACCUGGGCACGGCACGGGUUUUGCUCCAGCAUUUGGCCUCCCCAAACCCCCAGGACUUUCAUAAGUGGACACCCCUGCAUUGGGCAGUCUUUGGAGGCUGGGGGGACGUGGCAGAGCUCCUGCUAGAUAAUGGGGCAGACGUGGAGGGAGGAAAAGGUGUGGGCAUGAGCCCUCUGCAGCUGGCAGUGCUGACAAGGAAUGAGGCGGGGGUGAGACUGCUGCUGCACCGAGGUGCAGAUGCCAAUAUGAGGGGUCCUAAUGGGCGCACAGCCAUGCACCUUUGUGCCUGCUCUGGAGACAAGAAGAUCCUCCAGCAGCUGUUAACAGUAGGGGCCAAGGUUGAUGUCAGGGAUGGAGAUGUGGCGUCUCCGCUGCAUCUGGCUGCCCGCAGUGGCUCCAGGGCUGUAGUGCACUUGUUGAUUCUGAAUGGAGCAGGACUUGAGGACAGGGACAACCUCAAAAUGACACCACUGCACUACUCAGCACUCAGGGAUAAUGUUGAGGCUGCCAAACUCUUGCUGCAUUAUGGGGCAGAUGUGAAUGCUGUGGAGAGGCUCGGACAGACACCUUUGCACCUGGCCUCAGAGAGGGGUCACUGCAAGGUCUUCAAGGUUCUGCUAGACAAAGGUGCUGAUCCUGCUCUAAGGAGCAGCUGGAGAGAGACAGCAGAGGACGUUGCAAGGACACACAAUCAGCUAGGCAUCAUCCAGCUCCUUCAGCAACACCAGACUGUCAGGAUGAGCGAUCGAGCUCAGGACAGCAUGCAUAGAUAGAAGAAAAAACAGAGAAUUAAAGGGAUAGUUCAUCCAAAAAUGAAAAUUACUCCAUGAUUUACUCACCCUCAAGCCAUCCUAGGUGUAUAUGACUUUCUUCUUUCAGACGAAUAUGAUUGGAGUUAUAUUAAAUAAUGUCCUGGCUCUCCUAAGCUUUAUAAUGGCAGUGAAUAGAGGAUGAGAUUUUGAAGCCCAAAGAAAGUACAUCCAUCCAUCAUAAAAGAUAUCCACACGGCUCUGGGGGGUUAAUAAAGGCCUUCUGAAGCGAAGCGAUGCAUUUGUGUAAGAAAAAUAUCCAUAUUUAAAACUUUAAAAACGUAAAUAACUGCCUUUCGACAGACAGCCAUUCGCACGUCGACUUGCGCCAAAAGAGUAUCACCUGACGUGAUGUAGGAGUAGUGUAAGCUUUGACGCCUCUCACUGUUCAGACAAAUAGGGCUGGACAACAAACUCAAGCUCCUCUUCUCUUAUAUCGAAAUCCUCUGACAUUUCUCUUAGAAAAUUCUCGUUUUAGACUUCUAAUUCAUGACCGGUGUUUUGUUUUGCUUCCGCGUUCAUCAGUGUGUCAUGUGUCAGGUCAGAGUUCACUCUUUUGCCGUAAAUCGAUGCAUACAGACGUCUUUCGGAAGCUAAUUUUUUUUUAGUUUUUAAAGUUUUAAAUAUGGAUAUUUUAAUUACACAAAUGCUUCGCUUCAGAAGGCCUACACAGAGCAGUGUAGUAAUCUUUAAUGAUGGACGGUUGCACUUUUUUGGGCUUCACAAUCUCAUCCUCUAUUUACUGCCAUAAAGCUUAGGAGAGCCAGGACAUUUAAUAUAACUCCGAUUGUAUUCCUCUGAAAGAAGAAAGUCAUAUACACCUAGGAUGACUUGAGGGUGAGUAAAUCAUGGGGUAAGUUUCAUUUUUGGGUAAACUAACCCUUUUUAUGAUCACACAGAGGAUAACUAUAACGAUAAAUAAGUUUUAAUAAUCUUUCUUAUUUCACACCACAACUAUAACGAUACAGAGGAACAAUAUUGAUGGAAUCACUUUCAAAACUAUUUUUUUCUAGCUGAUAAACGAUAAAAAUGAUGGUGGAAUUGGAGUCUUGCGAUUGUAGUUUAGUUUUAGCUUUUUACUUUAGGCUUCUUCAUAAAAGUUGUUCAUUUUUGAAGAUUAUCAUGAUGAACAAAACGUGUGAGAAUAAUAAAUGUUUGUCGGUCACACAGUUUAUAUUCUGCAAUAAUCCAUCCUAUUGGAAUUUUGUCAAGGGACUGGCGAUGCUGACUUGGUGAUGGUUGGCCUACAAAAAUACAUCACCUCUGCAGCACUCUAUUGACAGCCAGUCAGAAUCCACCUGAGAUCGAGCAUUUAAAGCGGCAGACGACUUAACUGCAGCACACGCUUAUAACAGAAUGUUAUCAUGCGUUGAUGUGGAUGAUAAUAUAGUUAUUGUUAUAGUUAUCUUCAUCGUGUGAAUGGGCCUUAAACAAAAGUUCCAGUCUACUGAUUUGAUUGAACAAGUGGCAUUCCAAAAUAUUUUGUGUAAAUGUGUGGUCACAUUUACUGUUUCACAAAUAUUCAUGGUCGAAAUCGAGUAAUUUUUAUAGGAAUAUGCGCAAUCAGGAAUUUAGCUUGAGGGCAAAAGAUUUCCCCUUGCAGAUUUCGCUCGGGUUCAUGUUGAUCAUGCGAAUUCACGAUGUUGACCAACAGAAAGCUGCUUGGUUUGAAAGUGACUUCUGUCAGAGUUGUGACCUUUGUGCCCGUGAAUUUUACAGAAAUUUCUCUAAUGUGACUUUACCUUAACAGAAGUGGAACUACUCUUUGUACCUGAUCUUCCCUAUCAAAACAUUGCCAUGGUAAACAUAAUUUCUGUCAAAAUGCCAUAGCUAGAAAUUACAGGGGAUGGAACAAAAUUGAGGUUUAUUCUUAAGUUUUUUUCUUUUUCUUUUCUUUAUUUUUCUAUUUUGAACAGUGGUGGAUAAAACUUCAAGUAGUAACUUUAGUGCCUAUAGUAUUGGUGCAAAGUAUGGUUAGCAACUUAUAUUUUUAAGGGUCUAUACAGAAAUAAAAUCCUCUUCAACAAUCAGAUGCUCGGGUGACAAUUUCUAAUAAAGCAGGUAUAAUUUCA
Molecule: messenger RNA, 3579 nt
Organism: Ctenopharyngodon idella (grass carp)
Lineage: Eukaryota; Metazoa; Chordata; Actinopteri; Cypriniformes; Xenocyprididae
Gene: ankrd67
Product: ankyrin repeat domain 67
Exons: 5
Coding region: 212-1471 (419 amino acids)
Molecular function (GO): protein binding
Source: RefSeq, a predicted model, not a curated record